GGCGCGGGAACUCAGUAUUAUUUGAAACAAGCAACUAGUUAUACGAAGUGAAGAAGAGUUCGGUGCAGACCGAAGCGAUUUAUUAUUAAACAAGAGAUAUUUGAGAUUAUAGUGAACGUUAAAUAAUCGUAAAACAAAAUGCCAGCUAUUGGAAUAGAUCUCGGUACUACAUAUUCCUGCGUCGGUGUGUGGCAACAUGGCAACGUGGAGAUCAUCGCGAACGACCAGGGCAACCGUACCACACCAUCCUACGUCGCCUUCACGGACACGGAGCGGCUGAUCGGUGACGCGGCCAAGAACCAGGUCGCUCUCAACCCUAACAACACGGUGUUCGACGCUAAGAGAUUGAUCGGCCGCAAAUUCGACGACCCCAAGAUACAACAGGAUAUGAAGCACUGGCCCUUCAAAGUGAUCAGUGACAGCGGCAAGCCCAAGAUCCAGGUGGAGUUCAAGGGCGAGACGAAGAGGUUCGCCCCGGAGGAGAUCAGCAGCAUGGUGCUUACUAAGAUGAAGGAGACGGCCGAGGCAUACCUGGGCACCACAGUCCGUGACGCCGUGAUCACAGUGCCGGCCUACUUUAACGACUCUCAGCGGCAAGCCACCAAGGACGCCGGAGCCAUCGCCGGCCUGAACGUGCUUCGCAUCAUCAACGAGCCCACGGCCGCCGCACUCGCGUACGGCCUCGACAAGAACCUGAAAGGCGAACGGAACGUUCUCAUAUUCGACCUGGGCGGCGGCACGUUCGACGUAUCCAUCCUCACCAUCGACGAGGGCUCCCUGUUCGAGGUGAAGUCGACGGCGGGCGAUACACAUCUCGGCGGCGAAGACUUCGACAACAGACUAGUGAACCAUCUCGCGGACGAGUUCAAACGCAAGUACAAGAAGGAUAUGCGGAUGAACCCACGCGCACUGCGCCGCCUCCGCACCGCCGCCGAGCGCGCCAAGCGCACGCUGUCCUCCAGCACCGAGGCCACCAUCGAGAUCGACGCGCUCUACGAGGGCAUCGACUUCUACACACGCGUGUCUCGAGCCCGCUUCGAAGAGCUCAACUCUGACCUAUUCCGCGGCACCCUCGAUCCCGUGGAGAAAGCACUGAAGGAUGCUAAACUCGACAAAAGCCAGAUCCACGAUGUCGUUCUCGUCGGCGGCUCUACCAGGAUUCCCAAAGUGCAGAAUUUGCUGCAGAACUUCUUCUGCGGCAAGCAGCUCAACUUCUCCAUCAACCCAGACGAGGCAGUUGCGUACGGUGCUGCCGUUCAAGCUGCUAUAUUGAGCGGCGAGACCGACUCCAAGAUCCAGGACGUGCUGCUAGUGGACGUGGCUCCUCUAUCGCUCGGCAUCGAGACCGCCGGCGGCGUGAUGACGAAGAUCAUCGAGCGCAACUGCAAAAUCCCAUGCAAACAGUCUCAGACAUUCACCACAUAUUCCGACAAUCAGCCCGCCGUCACGAUCCAAGUGUUCGAGGGAGAGCGCGCGAUGACCAAGGACAACAACCGUCUGGGCACCUUCGACCUGACGGGCAUUCCGCCGGCGCCACGAGGUGUGCCCAAGAUUGACGUGACAUUCGACCUGGACGCCAACGGCAUCCUGAACGUAUCCGCCAAGGAGAACAGCACCGGACGCAGCAAGAACAUAGUGAUCAAGAACGACAAAGGACGUCUGUCGCAGGCGGAGAUCGACCGCAUGCUCGCGGAGGCGGAGCGGUACAAGGAGGAGGACGAGAAGCAGCGGCGACGCGUGGCGGCGCGCAACCAGCUCGAGUCGUACGUGUUCAGCGUGAAGCAGGCGCUGGACGAGGCCGGCGACAAGCUGAGCGAGCAGGACAAGAGCACCGCGCGCAGCCAGUGCGACGAGGCGCUGCGCUGGCUCGACAACAACACGCUGGCCGAGCAGGAGGAGUACGAGCACAAGCUGAAGGAGGUGCAGCGCGCGUGCUCGCCCAUCAUGAGCAAGAUGCACGGCGCGGGGGCGGGGGCGGGGGCGGGGGCGGGCGGCAUGCCCGGCGGCAACCAGUACCAGCCGAGGAGCGACGGCCCCACCGUGGAGGAGGUGGACUGAACUGUGAAACGGACAAUCUCAAACCCCUAGUCCCUAGUGUACCUUAAUUUGUUUUGUUCAAAUGUGAUAUUAAUAUUAAGACUGAUUCCUAUUUAUUGACACUACAGCAGAUGAUCAUCUUCUUGGAUAAGUAAAAAAUAAGUAAAAUAAUUUUAAAAUAAUUGUAAUAAGUAAUUUUAAAAAUAAAUAAAUAAAUAAUAAAUUAAUUA
Galleria mellonella (greater wax moth) is the source of this 2267-nucleotide messenger RNA. RefSeq names its product heat shock protein 68-like. The transcript has a single exon. Gene Ontology annotation, cellular component: cytoplasm. Gene Ontology annotation, molecular function: ATP-dependent protein folding chaperone; misfolded protein binding; ATP binding. The coding region runs from base 139 to 2058 and encodes 639 amino acids. Lineage: Eukaryota; Metazoa; Arthropoda; Insecta; Lepidoptera; Pyralidae. Gene Ontology annotation, biological process: protein refolding; cellular response to unfolded protein. The record is from RefSeq and is a predicted model, not a curated record.